Salvia hispanica is the source of this 975-nucleotide messenger RNA. RefSeq names its product transcription repressor MYB4-like. Lineage: Eukaryota; Viridiplantae; Streptophyta; Magnoliopsida; Lamiales; Lamiaceae. The record is from RefSeq and is a predicted model, not a curated record.
GUUGGGAAAAUGAGUGAAUAAAAAGGGGAGCAGAGAAGAGAAGGAGUGGAAAUAGAGAGAGAAAGUAGAAUUGAGAUGGGGAGGGCUCCUUGCUGCGAUAAGGCGAACGUGAAGAAGGGCCCAUGGUCUCCUGAAGAAGAUGAAAAACUAAAGGACUUCAUCAACAACUACGGCCCCGCCGGAAACUGGAUUGCUCUCCCUCAAAAAGCGGGACUGAAGAGAUGCGGCAAGAGCUGCCGGUUAAGAUGGCUGAAUUAUCUGAGGCCUAACAUCAAGCACGGCCAAUUUUCAGAUGACGAAGACAGAAUCAUCUGCACCCUUUAUGGAACCAUCGGAAGCAGGUGGUCAAUCAUAGCAUCUCAGCUUCCGGGAAGAACAGACAACGACAUCAAGAACUACUGGAACACAAAGCUGAAGAAGAAAAUCCUCCAAGCAAGAUUCCAACCACCCUUUUCGUUUCCGCUUCAGACAUCAACCCCACAAUCGCAUUUCUACAUGACCUCGUUUGUUGAUCAAUCGAGGAAACCUCUCCCCGCCGAGUCCAUCACUUUCUUAGCUCCACACAAUAAUAAUACUCCUCCUCCUGUGUACUACUCCAGCAGCAACCAAUUAAAUGAGGAAUUUCAUGGCUACUAUAAUCCCAUGCUUGUGAGUGGGAGCUGCAGCCAGAUCAAAAGUGAAGAAGUUGGAAAUUAUAACUGGUUGGCGCUUCAAGAUCAUCAGAAGCAGCGGAAUGGGGUUUUGGAGAAUAAUACUAGUGAGUUGCAGUAUGAUCUGGAGGAAGUCAUUACCAGCGCCGGCGGUGGUGGGGGUUUGUUUUUCGGCGGCGACGAGAGCAAGGCUGGAGCCAUGGGAAUGCACUACUUUUCAUAUUAGGUUUUACUAUUGGACGACAAAAUGGAAAUUAAUAGCUUUGGCUACAGAUGUGCAUGUAUGUGACUAAUCAAAAUAUUAACCCAUUUUUAUUCAUUACUA